AUGAUUAGUGCCAUUUUUAAUAGCGAAAACGAGGAAUUUGUCAAGGAUAUAGAAGAAAGUCUAAAAAUUCAGUCAAAUCAACGAUUCCUCCAAACAUGCACCUCUCCUUGCUUAGGCUGCAAUCCAAGAUCCAGUACCGCAUGCACAUCUUGCGUGACAGGCUAUUAUCUUAGCGGAUCUUCAUGCAUUGCUUGCCUACCUCAAUGCUCUACCUGUAGCAGCUCAACAACCUGCAUUGUUUGUUUGGACACUGUCCAUACCUCACCCCUAUAUUGCACAUGCCCUACUAACUCAUCACUAAUAGGCUCAUCUUGCGUAUGCAAUCAAGGCUACUAUUUUUCCUCCAAUAAAGUCUGUUCAGCAUGCGCCACUCAAUGCUCUGUAUGCUCUGUUUCUUCAUCAAAUUGUACUACUUGCCUUGACACAGUUCAUAUGUCAACUCCAGCUUGUGAAUGCCCAUCUAACUCAGCACUUGUAGGGUCUGCUUGUAUCUGCAACAAAGGCUACUAUUUCAGCUCAAACACUGUUUGCUCAGCCUGCUCCAUUCAAUGUGCUACAUGCUCUGAUUCUGAUUCAAAAUGUGAUAGUUGUCUUGAUAGUGUUCAUAUGUCAAGCUCACCAACUUGUGCCUGUCCAGAUAAUUCAACAAUUGUAGAUUCAGCUUGUGUCUGUAACCCAGGCUACUAUUUUAGCACUAGUUCUGUUUGUUCACCAUGUGCUAAUAAAUGCGCUACGUGUUCUCAUUCAAGCAUAGAUUGCAACACCUGCACUGAUUCAGUCCAUAUGACUCCACCAGCAUGCGAAUGCCCUCAAAAUUCAGCUUUUAUAAAUGGAAGUUGUGUCUGCAGCACUGGGUAUUUUUAUAGCAGCUUAACAACCUGUUCUGCAUGUAAUGAAAACUGUGGGAGUUGUACAACAUCUAUAGGAAAUUGUUUGACUUGUUCUGAUACAAAUCAUAUGACGGCUGCUCCUGAAUGUGCUUGUCCUAUAAAUGCAAAUCUUGCUGGGGGGUUUUGUAAGUGCAAUACUGGAUUUUACUUUUCCUCAAGCUCAGAGUGCAGUCCAUGUAGUCCUCAAUGUGCUACUUGCACGGUGAAUGAUAAUGUAUGCUCUUCAUGUAUUGACCCAAUUCAUAACUCCAGCCCACCUAACUGUUACUGCCCAGCCAAUUCUCAGCUUACUGCAGGUUCCUGUGUUUGCGACUCUGGAUUCUAUUUUUCAUCAAGCGCUGUGUGCUCUGCAUGCCCGUCUAGCUGUGCGACUUGCGAUUCAGGAACUUCUUGCUUAACUUGUCUUGAUACAGUUCAUAUGACAGAAGCUCCUAGCUGUCAAUGCCCUGAAAAUUCUUUUAUACAAGGAGGCUCCUGUGUGUGUAACGAUGGAUAUUACUUUUCUAACUUUACUACAUGUUCUCCAUGCCAAAACAAUUGCAAAGCCUGCUCUGAUGCGGCUGAAAAUUGUUUAACUUGCUCUGAUUCUGUUCAUAUGUCAGCUGCUCCUGCUUGCGCUUGUCCUCCAAACUCUACAAUUAACUCUAUUGGGCAAUGUGUUUGCAAUGCAGGAUAUUUUUACACUUCUAAUCAUCAAUGUAGCCCUUGCUCUCCUCAAUGUUCUACCUGCUCUGUAUCUAGCUCAACUUGCCUCACUUGUAUUGAUACAGUCCACAUGGGAAAUCCUCCAACCUGCUCAUGUCCGGCCUCUUCAACUUUAACUGCAGGAGUUUGCACUUGUAAUACUGGCCUUUAUUUCAGCUUAAACACUGUUUGUUCAACUUGUGCUCCACAAUGUCUUUCCUGUUCAGAUUCUGAAAGUAACUGUGGAUUAUGUAUCGACAUUGUUCACAUGUCAGAAGCUCCUGCAUGUGCUUGCCCAGAAAAUUCAAAUCUUGUUGGGGGCUUUUGUAUAUGCAAUACUGGAUAUUACUAUUCCACAAAUAAAAUGUGCAGUCCAUGUAGUUCUCAAUGUGCUGCUUGUACUGUAGAUGCUAACGUAUGCUCUUCAUGUAUUGACCCAAUUCAUAGCUCCAGCCCACCUAACUGUUACUGCUCAGCCAAUUCUCAGCUUACUGCAGGCUCCUGUGUUUGCUACUCUGGAUUCUAUUUUUCAUCAAGUUCUGCAUGCUCUGCAUGCCCAUCUAACUGUGCAACUUGCAAUUCUGAAACUUCUUGCUUAACUUGUCUUGAUACAGUUCAUAUGACAGAAGCUCCUAGCUGUCAAUGCCCUGAAAAUUCUUCUAUGCAAGGAGGCUCCUGUACAUGCAAUACUGGCUAUUAUUUUUCUGGCUCUUUUACAUGUUCUCCAUGCCAAGAAAAUUGCCAAACCUGCUCUGAUACAGCUGAAAAUUGUUUAAGUUGUUUUGAUACCGCUCAUAUGUCAGCUGCUCCUGCUUGCGCCUGUCCUACAAACUCUGAAGUCAACACUAAUUGAAAAUGCGUUUGCAAUGCAGGAUAUUUUUACUCGGCUGAUCAUCAAUGCAGCCCUUGCUCUCCUCAGUGCUCUACCUGCUCAGAUUCCAGCUCAGCUUGCUUAACAUGCUUUGAUACCAUCCACAUGAGUAGCCCUCCCAACUGUUUAUGCCCAGUCUAUUCCACUUUAACUGCAGGCUCUUGCACUUGUGAUCCAGGUUUUUAUUUCAGCUCAAAUACAGUAUGCUCAUCUUGUGAUGAAACCUGUGCAGCUUGUUCUGGAUCAGACAAUUGUUUAAGCUGUAAAGAUCCAUUACAUGCAACUCCAUCAGGCGGUAUUUGUCAAUGUGACUCAGGUUUUUAUUGGGUAGCUUCUAGUUAUUAUUGUGAUAAAUGCGCUCCAAAAUGUGCGUCCUGUGCAAGCACUGAAACUAAUUGUGGGUCGUGUAUUGAUAUUAUUCAUAUGUCAGCAGCUCCUAAUUGUGCAUGUCCUCGCUAUGCGAGCUUGAUAGAUAAUAUUUGUGUAUGCAAUACAGGGUAUUAUUUCAGCUCUCCUAGGGUUUGCUUUCCAUGCCAAGAAAACUGUGAAACUUGUGACUUGAGUUUUGAUAAAUGUGACUCAUGCGCAGAUAAAGUCCAUAUGUCGGAUGUUCCUGAUUGCUUGUGUCCUACUAAUUCAGCGCUUUCAGGGGAUAGUUGUGUAUGCAAUACAGGAUACUAUUAUAGCUCAAAUACUACAUGCUCUCCAUGCCAAAACAAUUGCAAAGCCUGCUCUGAUGCAGCUGAAAAUUGUUUAACUUACUCUGAUUCUGUUCAUAUGUCAGCUGCUCCUGCUUGUGCUUGUCCUCCAAACUCUACAAUUAAUUCUAUUGGACAAUGUGUUUGCAAUGCAGGAUAUUUUUACACUUCUAAUCAUCAAUGUAGCCCUUGCUCUCCUCAAUGUUCUACCUGUUCUGUAUCUAGCUCAACUUGCCUCACUUGUAUUGAUACAGUCCACAUGGGAAAUCCUCCAACCUGCUCAUGUCAGCCUCUUCAACUUUGAUUUCAGGAGUUUGCACUUGUAAUACAGGCCUUUAUUUCAGCUCAAAUACUGUUUGUUCAACUUGUGCUCCACAAUGCCUUUCCUGCUCAGACUCUGAAAGCAACUGUGGAUCAUGUAUAG
Molecule: messenger RNA, 3567 nt
Organism: Blepharisma stoltei
Lineage: Eukaryota; Ciliophora; Heterotrichea; Heterotrichida; Blepharismidae
Source: the annotation of a GenBank genome assembly